AUGAUCAUUCCGGAACUGGGCGGAGGUCUGGCCCCCAGACAAUACACCACGGGCUGUCCCUCCGGCUACCACUUGAGAAAUGGUCGCUGCUACCAGAACAACUGGUCAUACUGGGGCCGCUGGGUCCUCGCCGCCGUCGUCAUCGUCUUCUUCCUCUCCCUCUUCGUCAUCUGGAGCUGCAUCUCGAACCGGCGCCGCCGCACCCGGGGCCUGAACCCGCGCUACGGCACCGGCUGGAUGAUGCCCGGCGGCCAGUACAACGCGGGCGGCCAGCAGCAGCCCCAGUACGGCGGCGGCUGGUUCGGCCACAACAAGUUCGGCAACAACCAGCAGCCGCAGUACCAGCAGCCGCCCCCGCCGCAGUACACGCCCGCCCAGGGCCCCGUGCCCAAUCAGUACACGGGCCAGACGUUCAACUCGAAUGAGGGCUACUAUGGCCAGCACAACACCCACAACAACGACAUCCCGCUGCAGCAGCCGACUUCGUCCUACUACCCGCGCGGAGGAGAUAACGUCUACGAGCCGCCUCCAGGACCGCCUCCGGCCAAGUCUUAA
Messenger RNA from Diaporthe citri, 555 nucleotides. RefSeq lists its product as uncharacterized. Gene Ontology annotation, biological process: vesicle-mediated transport. Gene Ontology annotation, cellular component: intracellular membrane-bounded organelle. The record is from RefSeq and is a predicted model, not a curated record. The transcript is spliced from 2 exons. The coding region runs from base 1 to 555 and encodes 184 amino acids. NCBI's taxonomy places the organism in Eukaryota, Fungi, Ascomycota, Sordariomycetes, Diaporthales, Diaporthaceae.